AUGUUUCCCAUUACUACUAACUGCUCAGCCUGGCUCGUUCAGUGCCUAACGCGUGAAAAACGUGAUAACCGUCGUCAUUCUACUACUAGUUUUUGCCAGAAUGUCUCAGUGGCGGGAACAAGGUAUCAAAAGUAAGCAGUUUUAUCAUUUUGCUUUCGGGAGAGGGCCUUAACCUCCUUCAGUAUAAAUAACCAUACUAACUUUUUGGUGAAAAAAAAGGAAAAUGGAGAACACGCGCUACACUAACGUUAAGUUAAAUCUCAUACUUGUUCUCGCCCUCAAAUCAGUAUCGGGUCUCUAUUUUGUCCAUGACGAAAGAAGUGUGACUGAUCAUGAUUAUCAUGUAACGUGCAUCUUCCCAUAAACCAUAUGCUCGAAUUUUUCCUGUCAUUGCCGGCGAAGAUACCAUGUGAGUUUUUCGAACCUACUAUAUGAUAUAACUCGAUUAUUUUCUCUUCCUAAUAUAAAGGUCGCCGUGUUAAAGCAAGAAAAAUGGUUUUCCUUGUCACUGAUGGCAAAUCAAAUAGGGGAGGGCAUCUUACCAUACCCAGAGCACAGGCACUUAAAAGAUCUGGGGUAAAGAUAUUCGUAGUCGCUGUGGGAGAAAAUGUACGCGGUAUUGAUGAGACGGACAGGGUAGCUUCCUAUUCGCCAAAAGAUUAUAUUUUCCGAGUUAAAAAACUCGACGGAUUCUUGCAAAUUAUUAAGUUAAUGGUUCAA
This is a messenger RNA of Porites evermanni, 720 nucleotides long. The record is from the annotation of a GenBank genome assembly. NCBI's taxonomy places the organism in Eukaryota, Metazoa, Cnidaria, Anthozoa, Scleractinia, Poritidae.